AUGAACGUAGCAGCUGACGCUUCGAACGAAUUCUUCCCAUACUAUACAUUUCAAACUGGUUUCUCGAUGCGUUUCUGUGAGUCAAGGCAAGAAAAAAUCGAACAAGAACAAUACAAUCAAACUCUAUCAAUACAACAUCAUCAAAUGAUAAUAAAUGCGAAUAAAAGCCGCGAGAAAAAAGCAGCAACAUUCCCAUUUGGAAAAUGUCGAAUUUGCCAAGAUGCAGCUACUGGCGUUCACUAUGGUGUUAUCACAUGUGAAGGGUGUAAAGGAUUCUUUAAACGAAGUAUAACACAAGAUUUACCGUACCGAUGUUUUUUUGGCAAUAAAUGUAUCAUUAAUAUGGAAACACGAAAUCGUUGUAAGGCAUGUCGAUUUAAGCAAUGCCUUCAACAAGGUAUGUCAAUGGAAAGUGUUAAAAUGGGACGAAUACCAAAGAAAGUUAAAGAAAAAGUAUUGAAAGAUUAUUAUGCACAACAAGAUAAAAUUUGUCAAUACGACCAACAGCCGUUAGACGAUAGUCAAAAUCAUGCAUUAUAUUACGAUGAUUGUUUCACUAGUUUUGAAAUGGAUAAUUACAAUUUCCCGCAUUUAUUAGGCGACUCGAUAUCGUCGCUAUCAUCGGUUUCAUCGCCAACUACGUCAAGUGUGAGUUUACAGCAAUCUAAUGAUUCCAAUCAAGAAAUUGGUAUUGAAUCACAAACAACAACGAGCAGUACAGAACAAUCAUUUUCCAUAUCGGAUUUGUUUGACUCGGCAAUAUCAUCAUCGAAUAUUCAAACAAAUCAAAUCGAUGAUAAACUAUCUUCACUUCAAUUGCCAAGUGUUUUCUAUGAAUCCCAUACAUUGGCAGACACAUAUUCCAAUGGGCGAUCACAAAAUUCCACGAACCUAUUACAUCAAAGAAUUCAAUUAAACAAUAACACGUACGAUGAUCGUUCACUGGAGAAUUUACAAAAUGAUGAUAGAAUAACCAUGUUGAACCUCAACCAAAACACGUUAACGGACGAUACAUUUAGUUGUGAACUACGUUAUUCAAACCAACAUUUGCAAGCAAUGAAAUAUCUAGCACUCAAACUUUGUCAGCCAUUCCUUGUGUUUGAACUUGAUUUUGAAGUAACAACUUUUUUUCGUUAUAUACGUUGGAAAAUGUUUAACUUUUAUUCACACCACACAAAACAAUUACAGAUUCUUAUAGAAAAGAUGUUUGACCAUAUUAAUUUUGGUAUAUCUAAUUAUUCCAACCAUAAUGUAACCAUCGAACAAAUGUGGAUAGAUGAUCAAGCUGUUAUGCCAAUAGACAUCGCUCAAUUAUUUGAUUUUGCUAAAGAUAUACCGGGCCUUCAUGAAUUGAAUGACAAAGAUUUCAAGCAUAUUUUGUAUAAUCGAACAUUUGAAUUUUGGACGAUAAUUUAUUAUCCAUUAUUUUACCAAAACGAAUCUUACAUAAUAACGACGAAUGGUCUACACUUGAAUCGUUAUUUUAUGACGCAACUCAUUGGGAACGAGACCACCGAUGCGUUACACAAAUUCUCUGAACGUCUUCAUCAAUUAAAUUUAACACCCGUUGAACACAGUCUUAUCAUUCCUAUAGUUCUUUGUUUACCAGAUGAAAACUUGAUUGAUGCAGAAAGUGUACAUCUCAUUAAAUAUUGCUAUAUGUAUGCACUUUACAUUCAAUUGUGUUCAACACGAACUGAAGAUGAAGCAAAAACAGUAUUUGAUGAGAUUCUUCAGACUACUAAUUCCAUAUCAAAGCUUAAUGAAUUAUGCAAGAAAAAUAUUCGAAUACUUGAGCUUGACAAGUAA
Molecule: messenger RNA, 1809 nt
Organism: Rotaria socialis
Lineage: Eukaryota; Metazoa; Rotifera; Eurotatoria; Philodinida; Philodinidae
Source: the annotation of a GenBank genome assembly